Chilo suppressalis (striped riceborer) is the source of this 702-nucleotide messenger RNA. The record is from the annotation of a GenBank genome assembly. Lineage: Eukaryota; Metazoa; Arthropoda; Insecta; Lepidoptera; Crambidae.
AUGCUGGCGGUGCGACUUGCGCUGACGGCGGUGGCGAUGGGCAUCCUGAUAUGGUCCCUGGUGGACGGAGGGUCGCCCUAUUGGCUCAUCUACCUCACCAACUGGGGCCUGCUUCUCAUCACACUGAUGUCGCUUAGUGGGCUUCUAGUGUCGGUCGUAGCAGUCCAUACAAAACCGGACUCGGAUGUCGGCGAAGUACCAUGGUAUAUUGGUAUCUACUGGUUCAUAUACAACAUCACAGUGUGCUUGGCACUCAUGAUCAGCGCUCUCUACUGGAUUCUACUUUACGAUCCUGAAAAACAGGAGACUAGGCGAAUGUUCUGGUUGGACGUGGCGACGCACGGUUUCAAUUCUUGCGUGGCGGUGGCAGAGCUGCUGUUGUCCCGCACCCCGCUGCGCUUCCUGCACUUUUACCAACCGUUCAGCGUAGCGGUCUGGUAUGCUGCCUUCACCGCCAUAUACUACGUAGCCGGUGGCACUGAUGCCAAGGGAGAGCCAUAUAUCUAUACGGUGCUGGACUGGCGGAACGGUGGACAAUCUACCGCCAUAGUGUUCAUCUCGUUGGGAGGACUGCUGACCAUCUACUGCACUCUGUGCGCGGUGGCCCUCGCGCGUGACAAGAUCUCAGAGUCUGUCGUGCGCAUGAUCAGUCAUGACCUGCCGCCCACUCCACCGGACUUCCUGGAUUCUAGGCUGGUCUAA